AACUGUAGGGGCCUUGGGGCAGGGGCCGGGGCCGAGCGGGAACCCAGGCCGGGGGCUUCCCAGGGCGGCUCCGAAACGGGCAGUCGAGGCAGGCGAGGGCUCGGCUGCUCCUGCGGGCGUCUAUGCAGAUGCUGAGGCUGUUGACCAAAACAGCGCAAGGAAGGAAUCCGCGAGAAGCUCAGAUUCGCGGGGGAGGCCCUGCUGCCGGGAGGGGAGGGAGAGGCACAGCGGGGCCCUAGCGCGGGCUCUAGCCGGGAGCUGUAGCGUGGCUCUAGGUGUGCAUCUGUGGAGCUGGUAGAGUUCUGCAGCGCAGGAGGGAGGCUGCUGGAGGUUCACAUCAGUUACUUUGAAAUGUGGUGGAAAUGGUGAUGGAUGGGAUUUGUUCAGUCCACAUCGGUUCAGAGGCCAGCAAGGUGCUGCUGGGUGUGACUGGUGCUGGGCCAGGCAUGAUCUUGGCGUUGAGGGAGUUGAUGCCCCAGCAGGGGAGACAGGCACCAGAUGCACAAUUGUUUGACCACAGUUGGGACAAGGGCUAAGGCACGGGUUCCAGGAACCUGCAGGAUGCGGGUGUGGGAGUGGUGUCAGAUGCUGAGGGUGUGAGUUGAACUGUGGAGACUUUUUCUGGAAAUUAGCCAGAGAAAAAGUGAGGUUCCGGGGCAGCCGGCCGUGUGCGGCUCCAGGCAGAAGAAACAGAAUGCACAGACGCUUAGUGGUAGGCGAUGAUGACGUAUAGGAGCUGAAAGAUUGUCCUGGCUAAGGCACAGAGAGCCACCGGAGAAGGGACACGGUAACGUGUAGAGGGGAGUGGAGGGUGAGGACAAGCUUCAGGAUGGGAGAAGAGCCACAAAGGAGACUGAGAGGGGCUGGUAGGAGAAACCAGGGGACUAGAAUGUGUCGAAACCAAGAGGAUGGAGUUUAAAGGAGGAGGGAGCCAUCAGCAGUGCUGAACAAAAGAGCAGCUGAAAAGAUCCCACUGACCGCAGCAGCCGAGCUUUUGUGACCUUUAGGGGUCACUGCGGAGGCCGGGCUGGAGCGAGGUAGCCUGAGUUAGGAUGCACACCUGGGCAGGUAGAGAUAGCUUGCUCCAGCUUUUAGGAGGACAGAGGCAGAGUGGACAGGAACUUAGUUUGGGGAAAACUUGAACAUGUUCAGGAUGCUGGAGAGGAGCGUUCCACUGCUGCCGAGGUUGGAGAUCCAAGAGCAGGGAUGAAUUUAACUCCCCCUCCCUCUAGCAUGCUGUAUACCGAAACAGUGAAAGUGAUCCAUAAACUUACGUAGUUUAUUCGAUCAACAUGAUUGGCCCGCCAGCCCCGGAAGACUGUGCAGUCUUUGUAACUGAUGAAGAGCAAGGCUUUGUCUCUAAUUCUGCCCAGUUAAAGUGCAGGCGUUAGGCUAAAGCUGGGACAAACCUGGAGCGGCUUCAUUGGCUUUCCUACUUCUUUUGCAUCCCAAAGCAUAAGCUUAAAUCGUCUCAGAAGGACAAGGUCCGCCAGUUUAUGGCGUGCACUCAGGCUGGCGAGAGAACUGCUAUCUACUGCUUAACGCAGAAUGAGUGGAGACUAGACGAGGCCACGGACAGCUUCUUCCAAAACCCAGACUCGCUCCACAGGGAGUCCAUGCGGAACGCUGUGGACAAGAAGAAGCUGGAGCGGCUGUACGGCAGGUACAAAGAUCCACAAGAUGAAAACAAAAUUGGAAUCGAUGGGAUUCAACAGUUUUGUGAUGAUCUGAGCCUGGAUCCUGCCAGUAUCAGUGUAUUGGUCAUAGCGUGGAAGUUCAGGGCAGCAACUCAGUGUGAAUUUAGCAGAAAGGAAUUUCUAGAUGGCAUGACAGAACUUGGGUGUGACAGCAUGGAGAAGCUAAAGGCUCUUCUGCCAAGACUGGAGCAGGAGCUGAAGGACACAGCCAAGUUUAAAGAUUUUUAUCAGUUUACCUUCACCUUCGCUAAGAACCCAGGGCAGAAAGGUUUAGACUUAGAAAUGGCUGUUGCGUAUUGGAAAUUAGUGUUAUCUGGAAGGUUUAAAUUUUUAGAUCUCUGGAACACAUUCUUACUGGAACAUCACAAAAGAUCAAUUCCAAGGGACACCUGGAACCUCCUGCUGGACUUUGGAAACAUGAUUGCGGAUGAUAUGUCUAACUACGAUGAAGAAGGAGCUUGGCCUGUUCUUAUAGAUGAUUUUGUAGAAUAUGCACGGCCAGUAGUCACAGGUGGAAAACGCAGCCUUUUCUAGGCAGCAAGUUAAGCAGGAGUAAGAUGAUGAAAUGAUUUGUAUCCUGCAAAGAGAUUUCAGUCAGUUCCUGGGUGCAUUGUCGCUGAUUCCAGAAGUCAUUCUUGACCAGCCAUGAAACCAGAGGCGCCAUCCCAUUCUGCCGGAGGACAGCAGCGGCUGCUUUGUGGACACCGCAGGAAGUUCCUCGGGACACGGCUGCUUUGGGAUGUUUGGAGAUUUGUCAUCAUAGCUUUUGCGUUAGGAAAUUUCUGCAUGAUUUUUUAAUAUUUACAAAACACUAAGGUAGAGCCAUAGCGCCGCCUGUGGGACCGCAGAGCAUGCUGCGUAGCUCGCGCGUCAGGCGAACCAGCGUCCGGCAGCGUCCCGCCGAAUGACGUUGCGGUGGCACUGGAAACACGGCAUGUGUCCUCUGCAGGGCGCUGCGUUUUUAUACACGUCAAAGCUGUUAAGAAUGUGCCCUAAGGGAGAGGAUCUUGUCGUAGAGUCUAAUGUUUUUUAAAAUUGGUGCCAGCAAUUCACGAUUUAUAUUUUUUGAAGUAUCGAAUAUCUAGAUUUACCAGCUCUAUUUUUGUUUUCAUUUUCUCUAGACAUUCAUCUGAAAAUCAUUUUAUGGUUCUCAAUCCCCAUGUAGCUUUGCAUAGCAACGGCACACGUGGCACGAUUCCAGCAGAGUUUAUCUCACACCAUUUAUAUAUCACUGGGCCUCUCUUACUUAAAUAUUUGACCUGCCUGAGAAGCUUCAUAAAGUAUGUUUUUUUAAAAUAUAUUUUAAUUACAUUUAAAAAGACAUUUUUCCAUGAAAAACAUUUCUUUUAUGAGUGAUGAAAUUAUAGAUUUUAAAAUCAAGGCCAGGCAUGGUGGCUAACCCCUGUAAUCCCAGCACUUUGGGAGGCUGAGGCGGGUGGAUCACGAGGUCAGGAGAUCGAGACCAUCCUGGCAAAACAUGGUGAAACCCCGUCUCCACUAAAAAAUAAUACAAAAAAAUUAGCUGGGCGUGGUGGCAGGUGUCUGUAGUCCUAGCUACUCGGGAGGCUGAGGCAGGAGAAUGGUGUGAACCUGGGAGGCGGAGCUUGCAGUGAGUCGAGAUCGCGCCACUGCACUCCAGCCUGGGCGACAGAGCAAGACUCUGUCUCAAAAAAUAAAUAAAUAAAUAAAAUAAAAUUGGUGCCAGGAAUUCACGAUUUAUAUUUUUUGAAUUACCGAAUAUCUAGAUUUACCAGCUCUAUUUUUGUUUUCAUGUUCUCUAGACAUUCAUCUGAAAAUCAUUUUAUGGUUCUCAUUCCCCAUGUAGCUUUGCAUAGCAAUGGCACACAUGGCACAAUUCCAGCAGAGUUUAUCUCACACCAUUUAUAUAUCAGUGGGCCUCUCUUACUUAAAUGUUAUUUGACCUGCCUGAGAAGCUUCAUAAAGUAUGCUUUUUAAAAUAUAUUUUAAUUACAUUUAAAAAGACAUUUUUCCAUGAAAAACAUUUAUUUUAUGAGUGAUGAAUUAUAGAUUUUAAAAUCAAGGCCGGGCGUGGUGGCUCACACCUGUAAUCCCAGCAUUUUGGGAGGCCGAGGCAGGUGGAUCACCUGAGGUCAGGAGUUUGAGACCAGCCUGGCCAACAUGGUGAAACCCCGUCUCCACUAAAAAAACAAAAAUUAGCCGGGCGUGGUGGCACAUGCCUGUAAUCCCAGCUACUCAGGAGGCUGAGGCAGGAGAUUUGCUUGAACUCAGGAGGCGGAGGUUACAGUGAGUUGAGAUCGCGCCACUGCACUCCAGCCUGGAUGACAGAGUGAGAUUCUGUCUCUAAAUAAAUACAUACGUACAUCCAAUAAAAUCGAAUGAGUUGGUUCUUUCCAUCCUCUUGUGCCCAUAGUGCCCAGCAUAGACCUUUGUGCCCCUGUGCACAUUUGGAAGCUAAAAUGUACAUCGUUGUCUGAAAAAACCCAACCCCAAAACCUUCAUCUGAUUGGUGAGCUGAAGUCUGUCCUUGCACCAUGUUAUCAUCUGUUUCUCGUGUCCGCCUGGUUGAGGACCCACGAGUGCUGCCGAGGUGUGGAGGGCUGGUAUUGAGUUGUGGACAUCACCGUUGACGCUACCUUACGUGCCGAGACUCUCAUGUCACAGGCGUGCCUUGCUGCCCGCCUGCAGCGCUGUGCAGGACGUGGACCAGCUGGAGCUGCUCCCCAGCAGAGAGGAGAGUCGCCGCAGACGACCUAGCUGCGGUGUGAGAGAGCAUGGCCCAGACAAGCAGCUGGGUUGGGUUGGCUUCUGAGAACAGGACUCACCCUGGGCUUCAGCAACAUCUGAUGGCUGAGGUUCGUGUGCUUGGAGGCUGCAGGACGAACUGUCGAUGCUUCUCAGCAGAGAUGGUCACAGAGGGCAGCAGGGACAGGACUGGAAGGGACCUGCAGCCUGCAGACCCCGCCUGGCCCCCGCUGGCUUCUGGCUGGUCCAGUGAUGGGCAAGUGACAGACCUUCCCCAGGCUCUGCUUCCACAACUCUAAUGGGAAACUGGGCCUGUCUACCUUUAGAAGUCUUCGAUUCUCAGAGAGCAUUUGUCUAAUACAAUAAAAACUGGCGUUAAUACAAACCUCAAAAACGUGAGUGCAUCUUCCAGGCUUCAUGGAUUCUUGACAUGUAAUUGUUUUGUUCAGAAAAAGUUACAGAAUUCAGAUAAUUCUGUAUAAACUAUGGAGAUCCACAGUACUUUUUUGUUUUUGAGAUUUAAGGUUCUAAGGGAUUGUCAAUAGAUAUCAAAAUAUUAAUCAUUGGACAAAGGCUUUUCCAAAAACUGUGGGUUUUUUCUUCUGUUGUAGCCAUUUGAGUCCUGCAUGCUGUGAAAUGCUGAGAACGGAAGCAUUAAAUUGGUUUUUCUCGGG
This is a messenger RNA of Gorilla gorilla gorilla (western lowland gorilla), 5095 nucleotides long. It is a transcript of the gene DCUN1D2, whose product is annotated as defective in cullin neddylation 1 domain containing 2. NCBI's taxonomy places the organism in Eukaryota, Metazoa, Chordata, Mammalia, Primates, Hominidae. Gene Ontology annotation, biological process: protein neddylation. Bases 1497 to 2231 code for a protein of 244 amino acids. The record is from RefSeq and is a predicted model, not a curated record. Gene Ontology annotation, cellular component: ubiquitin ligase complex. Gene Ontology annotation, molecular function: ubiquitin-like protein binding; ubiquitin conjugating enzyme binding; cullin family protein binding. The transcript is spliced from 7 exons.